AUAUAUGGCUCCUUAGCCGGAUCCCGUGGCUCUGGUGAGUGACCCCCGAGCUGCCCCUAGGAUAUAUUGCCCGUGCCAGCCGCCUCUCCCCGGGCAGUUUCCUGCUGCUCCCGGAUGUCUCAGGCCCAGGCUCCUCCCGCUGACAGCCGGCUGGGAGCUGCACGGAGCGGAGACGGACUGCGGGAGACGCCAAAUGAUUUAACUAUUAAACUGCCAACGCGAAGAUGCUUCUCACGCAGUGGAUGUAAAAUAAAUUCCACCUGGGCUGUUAUUCCAACCUGAAAUCUGAGCUUCUUACUCCGUCCUGAGAAUUCUCAUCAGACCGGCUUCCUAAGGGCUGUCUGCGAGGUUCCAUGGCUUGGCUAGAAAACCCAAAGGAGAAGCUGCUUGUAUCUGAGCAGGCGAUUGUGCUGCUGUCCUGCGCCUUGUCCUUCCUGGGCUCUGCGCUCAUCAUCUUCACCCACAUCCGCUGGCCGGAGCUCAGAAGUCGGCCCCGUCAGCUGCUCCUCUACCUGUCCGUGGCGGACUUGCUGUCUGCCGCUUCUUACUUCUAUGGAGUCCUACGGGAUUUCAGCGGCCCCAGAUGGGACUGCGUAGCCCAAGGCGCUGUCUCCACUUUCUCCAACACCAGCUCUUUCUUCUGGACGGUGUCCGUGGCCAUCUACCUCUAUAUCACCAUCGUGCAGUCUCAGCAAGCCUUAGCGGAUCACAUGAUAUACUGGUUCCAUUUAAUCAGUUGGGGCGUCCCGUUGGUGAUCACAGUGGCCGCUGUCUCUCUGCAGAAGAUCGGCUAUGAUGCUUCCUACGUGUCCGUGGGCUGGUGCUGGAUAAAUAUCGAUGCCGAGGACCGGCUUCUGUGGAUGUUAUUGGCCGGGAAGUUGUGGGAGAUCCUGGCGUAUCUCAUUCUGCCUGUACUCUACAUCCUCAUCAAGAAACACAUCGGAAGAGCGCACGCGGCUCUGUCCGAGUACCGCUCGAUUCUAUCGGCUGCUCCUGUGUACCAACCCAGGACCAUUGCUGAUAAGAAGCUAAUCUUCAUCCCAAUUAUUUUCAUCUUCCUUCGCAUCUGGAGCACCAUACGAUUCAUCCUGACCCUCUGCGGUUCCGCAGCCGUGCAUAACGUCAUUCUGGUCAUUCUUCACGGUGUUGGAAACACGUUCCAGGGAGGCGCCAAUUGCAUCAUGUUUGUGCUGUGCACGCGUGUUAUCAGGUCACGUCUCCUGGCGUCACUGAGAUGCUGCUGUUGCAAGCCUUGCGCUUCUGACUGCACACAGAACGGCGUGUCUGGAGGGCAGGCGUCCGGCUACGGCUCCACCGCAGAGACCGAGAGAGAGAAGUGGUCGACCCACCUGCCAAGCACUUGAUCUUGUUUCUGUGUCCCGAAAUCUGCUUUGUUAGAAUAUCUCUGGGUAUUUUGUACACAUUUUGUCGUCUUAUUCCUACUCAAAAGGAUUUUAAGACUUCCUAAACUACAGGAUAUUAACGUCCAUGCCAAAGUGGAGUGGCGCUCCUUCAGGGUGAGCGGACAUUCGGUUUACCUUGUGUCAAGACAAGAAACUAAUAUUUCUCUGUGUUUUGAAGCACAUCCUUCAGGGAAAUGCAAUAGGAUACCUUUUUCUAUUCGAUAUGGGUUUGGACGGAUUAUACUCAAUAAUGGUGGUCCGUUCAGAAGUAUCUUUCUAGUUUACAAUCCGUGGGGUUCUGCUAUCACUGGCAGAACAUGAACGUAGCAACUAACGUUGAUCUUUUAUUGUGUGUUCACAAAGUGACCUUGCUGAUGACACCUCCUUUCCAAAUAAUAA
This is a messenger RNA of Spea bombifrons (plains spadefoot toad), 1802 nucleotides long. RefSeq names its product G protein-coupled receptor 157 (gene GPR157). The record is from RefSeq and is a predicted model, not a curated record. The coding region runs from base 354 to 1364 and encodes 336 amino acids. The transcript is spliced from 6 exons. Gene Ontology annotation, molecular function: G protein-coupled receptor activity; cAMP binding. Lineage: Eukaryota; Metazoa; Chordata; Amphibia; Anura; Pelobatidae. Gene Ontology annotation, biological process: adenylate cyclase-activating G protein-coupled receptor signaling pathway; cell surface receptor signaling pathway. Gene Ontology annotation, cellular component: plasma membrane.